UUCCAUUUAUUACAUAGGAACACAUCACCACAGUGCUGUGGUUCAUACUUUUGAAGUAUUAAGCUCCUGAGAAGAGUAAAAGAGUGCCCCCCUAAGGUUGAAAAGACAACUGGAGGUUAACUAUAAUGGGUCCCUGGAUGUUUGAUGGUCUAUUGAUCUCUGUGCCACCACUGUGAUUGCCUCUUCGCUGCCACCAACCCCUUUCUCACGGAUGAAACAGAAAGCUGUGCUGAAUUGGAGAUGCCUGGGUUGGACUGCUGCACAUUGUGAAGAGAGGAGGGAAAGAGCUGCAUGAGCAAAAGCAGGUGAAGAAUUGGUGGACACAUUAAGGCCAUGGCAGAUGCAAUUGCUUUGUCUUCCCACACUGCUACAAUCAAUACAAUUUAUGCACAACUGGAGAACUGGGCAAAGCAGCAAUAUUUCUUGGAAACAAUUAUCAUUUUAUCUAUUCCAACUUGCAUCUGGGGAUUAAUUGGGAAUGGAGUUGACUUCUGGCUUCUUUGCUUCAGGAUCAAGAGGACUAGGUUCUCAGUUUAUAUUCUCAAUUUGACAGCUGCUGAUCUUAUUGUAAACAUCUACUACAUUAUGGUUUUUAUCAUAUUUUUGGCACAAAUUUAUGUCAAUCUCUACUUUUCAUGUGUAAUGGAGAUUAUAUAUUUAUUUGGAUACAAUACCAGCAUCUACUUGGUAACAGCUCUCACUGCUGAAAGGUACCUCACUGUCUUCUUCCCAGUCUGGUAUCAACGUCACAGGCUAAAGUACCUCUCCAUCAUUGUGUGUGCCGUGUUGUGGCCCUUUUCCUGCCUGGUGUCACUGGUGGCCUAUAUUUCCUGCUAUCCAAGGUUCCUUUCAUUUCACAACGAAGAGAGAGCAGAUUGUACAGCUGCAACUAUAUUUGAAAUUACAGUAACUCUUCUGGUUUUCCAACCCAUCAUGCUUUUUUCUACCGUAGCUCUUUGUGUCAAAAUGCAAAGAGAAGCCAAGCAAAGCGCUCCAGCAAGACUUGAUAUCACCAUCACCAUCUUAGCUGUUGUAUUUCUUAUCUUUUCUUUUUCAAUUAGAACUGUUGAUGCCAUCGCAUAUUGGUACCAAACACUAGAUUCACCAGUCCCAUUUCUACUUUCUCUGUUGUUUGAUUCCAUCAAGAGCAGCAUCAACCCUUUCAUAUAUCUUGCUGUUGGAUGUUGGAAGAGAGUGAAGCCCAUCCAUAUGUUUCUUGAGAGAGCUUUGAGUGGCAAAGCAGAGAGAACUCAAGUAGACCAAGAGGAGACUGAGAAGCAUCCAGAGCCUCAAAUGUGAACUGAAAAGGCUUCUAAGUCAAAGAAUAUAGACUGGCUUUUCUGGUUCCUGAAUAAAUAUAUUAUGACUUGUUUA
This is a messenger RNA of Podarcis raffonei (Aeolian wall lizard), 1374 nucleotides long. RefSeq names its product proto-oncogene Mas-like. The coding region runs from base 334 to 1299 and encodes 321 amino acids. Gene Ontology annotation, cellular component: membrane. Gene Ontology annotation, molecular function: G protein-coupled receptor activity. The record is from RefSeq and is a predicted model, not a curated record. Gene Ontology annotation, biological process: G protein-coupled receptor signaling pathway. NCBI's taxonomy places the organism in Eukaryota, Metazoa, Chordata, Lepidosauria, Squamata, Lacertidae. The transcript is spliced from 4 exons.